Messenger RNA from Pomacea canaliculata, 3548 nucleotides. RefSeq names its product abl interactor 2-like. The coding region runs from base 25 to 1485 and encodes 486 amino acids. The transcript has 9 exons. NCBI's taxonomy places the organism in Eukaryota, Metazoa, Mollusca, Gastropoda, Architaenioglossa, Ampullariidae. Gene Ontology annotation, molecular function: SH3 domain binding. The record is from RefSeq and is a predicted model, not a curated record.
CAACCUCCACUACCCUGUGUAAAGAUGGCGGCGACGGACUAUCAAAAUUUGCUAGCUUUGAUAGAUCGAGACAUUCCCGAAGGGAGAAAAAGUUUACAGGACAAUUACACUAAUUUAGAACAUGUUGCCAAAUAUUGCGAAUCAAAUUAUUUACAGGCGUCAGACAAGCGAAAAGCACUGGAAGAGACUAAAAACUACACAACCCACUCUUUGGCGUCUGUCGCGUACCAGAUCAAUGCCUUGGCUACCAACUUUCUCAAUUUGCUUGACCUACAGCAGACACAGCUUGCCAACAUGGAAUCCAGUGUCAACCAUUUAUCUCAGAUUGUCAUGAUACAUAAGGAGAAAGUUGCAAGACGUGAAAUUGGAGUGCUGACAACAAAUAGAACAGCAUCGCGACCACUGGGUGUCAAAAGUGGCAUCCUCUUUCCUGAGCAAACAGAGAGGCCAAUCAAAUACACACGCAAACCUAUAGACUACUCUGUCCUAGACGAAGUUGGCCAUGGUGUAAGGCCGCAACAGCAGGGUUCAGGAACUACACCUAGGUCAGGUCGCAGUUCAUCAGUAAGCAGCAGUGGAUCUGGAAGUCAGGCACCAACUACUAGACCACCAACUCCUCCUGUUUAUCGCCAAGGCAGCACCGGAACUAUUGGUCGGGCAAGUGGGAGUCAGUACCGUACUGUUGCUCCUCCUGUGGCCCCAGCAGCGCCUCCACAGGCUCCAAGUCUUCUCAGUAUUCACCAGGUUGGAGGCGGCAAUGCACCAGUUAAAAUCCAAGGGCCAUAUGCCCCAGCCCCAGGUGCCCAAAUGGGCCAGAUACGCAUGCCUACAGGCAUGAUGGGUCGCCCAGGAAGUCAAGCUGGGCGAGAGUCCAUGAUGAUGAUGAUGCCAGGAGGGCCAGUAAUGAUGGUCCCUGGUGGGCCAGGUAUGGGGCAGCGUCCCAAGUCUAACACCCACAUUGUGCAGCCUGCCCCUUCUCCACUAACAGGACAAGAAUCCAUCGCACUUUUACGGUACCGUUACCAAGCACCAGGGGGGCUAAAGAUGAACCAUGUUGAUCUAUCUCCCCCUUCUUUUCCCCUGGAUUCAGGGGACGACAUGUUUGAGGAAGCUAUGCCUCCUCUUCCACCACCACCUGAUGCAGGAGCAGACUCUUUUGACUACCCCCAGAUGCCACCAACUCUGCCCCCACCUGAAUUUAGUGACAUGCAAGGACAUCGAUCAGAGAGCCAGUCAGGAUUACCAGAAGAUCCCUAUGCAGCUACUGGGCCAGGUCUUCUGGGACAAGAGAGCUGGAUGCCCAAGACAUAUAUUGAGAAAGUUGUGGGCAUUUAUGACUAUGAAGCUGACAAAGAAGAUGAGCUAUCUUUUUCUGAGAAUGCUGUCAUCUAUGUCAUUCGGAAAAAUGAUGAUGGAUGGUGGGAAGGGGUUAUGGAUGGCAUCACAGGACUGUUUCCUAGCAAUUAUGUGGAGCCUUGCAUGUAAAGUAAAGUAAUGGAAAGAGGGAGUCACUGUUUGCUAUUAUUGUAUUAUUUUUGUGUAAAACUGUGCUUAUAUUUUGCUUAUUGGCAGCUGCAAAUGAAUAGUAUCUCCAUUUGGAGCUAAAACAUGACUGUGUGGCAAGCUGUUACACAUCAGGGAUAAUGUACAUCCAGGUAUCACCAAGACAUCAUUAAAUAAGCAUUACAGUUUGUCUACAGAAAAAUGAUUUCAGUUUCAAACUUGACUAAAAAUGUUCAUGCAAAAUACUGUUUGGAUCUAUUAUUUUGAUGCCAAAGUAUUCUAGUCAAUCACUAGACAAAACUGAGAUCAGUUAAUCCAUAUUUCUGGAUUUUCAGAGGAAUUUUCUGUUUUCCCACCUUUCUUCAUGGAAAGCAUAGAUGACAGGUUUGUGAUCUGGGCAUUUGAAAGUUUAACAGUGGCUAAUAAGCUUUAUUGCUAUGCAUUAUAAUGACAUAAAAGCUUGAUUUGAUUGAUCGAUUGAUAUUGUGUGUGUGUGUGGGAGAGAAAAAAGUGAGAUAGGGAUGAUCUUUCAAAAUUGAAUGCAUUGAAUAUGGCAUUUUAACAGACAUUCUUUGUAAGUUAUUUAUUCACACAUUCUUGUAAAUAUCUGUCUACUUAAAAAUGCUUUAACAAAUUUGUUUAGUCUUGAAAAUAUAUUGGAUCACAUGCAUAGUUUUUUAAUAGCAAUAGUUUUUCGCUUUAUUUGAACUUUGCAUGAAAAUCUUCAUUGUUCAGAAAAUUUUAGACUUUUGCUUUUUGGGGUUAUGCAAUAAGCAGGCACAUGAGUUUCAAAUAGCAGUUGGUAAAUAACAACAGUAGGUCAUAGGCUCAUUAGCACAAUUUAUUUAAUUGACCAAGUCAGGAAUAGCCCUUAUCAUUUAUUGAUGGUUCCUAAUGUUGGAGCAGGUAGCAUAAUGGUUAGAGCAAUGGCAUCUGAACCCAAAGGCACAUAAUAGCUGGCUUGAUACAAGUGUGACCUGGCAUAUUGUCACCAGUAGACCUGACUGUGGAAUAGGUUAACUGUAGAGGCUAGGGGAAGGUAAAGCAGUGAAGGAGAUGAGAUGACCACUUUGGUCACAAAAGCUGACCCCAAAGUAAGUGCCAUCUCUGACAAGUUAUUCCCAUGCCACCUUAAGGUCACAGACUACUUUUUUUUAUGUUGUCAAGUCUCUAUAUUUGAGCGUAAAAAGAAACUCUUGCCAAGAUUCUAAAAUAAAAAUUGUGACUGCUGUAUUCUUUAAUUAGCUUUUUUUUAAGUUUUUCAUCAGCCUGCUUUAUUUUCAAAAUAAACUUAUUACAUUGUCACAAUGGUGCUUUAUGACUUAUCUGCACAUUCCAUGCAAUUGUAGAGGUAGCUGUUGAAUUUGAAUGGCAUAAAGCUGACCAAUCCCUAUUCCUGGCUGAUUUAGUGACUUAUUUUAAUGCAAGCACAUGUUCCCCUUGAUAUUUUUCAUUGUAUGAAAUCUCCUCCAUUGUUGUAAAAGUGGAAACCUUAGUGUAAUAGUAUUGAUUUCUGAGUCUAACCACAGACAUGUAUAGGUGGAUUGCUGUCUCUCUGCCAAGACUUAUGCUUAGCCUCUUGCGAAGUUCUCCACUGUUAGUCUCAGCGAGCCUAAAAAAUAAAUGUGAAUAAACUGGAAAAAAAUCAUCUGCCAGCAAUCCAUUAAUACAAAUUCAUGUGGUCCAACCCAAAGUCAUUGUGUAGGGUUUGUCAGUGGAAGAGCCAAAACACAUUGCGAAAGGAAAACCUAGUACCAAGCACUGCCUGUUCCCUCUUUCUGAUCGAUGCUGUAGUUACUUUAUUCAUAUGUCCAAAUGUUCUUUCAUAAUUAGCAGAAUAGACAUAAAAUAUGAAGGUAAACAAAAUCCAUGUAACCAGGUUUUCUUGAUCAGCUACUUAAAUUUUCAUUUCUGUACUCUGUACAUUGUAUAUAUAUGCAUUUAGACACUUUGAAGAAUCUCAAACUGAUACAUAACUAGGAAGAGUCAUUUUUUUCCUUUAAUUUUCCUAAUGAAUCAAAAUAAACUUGAGGGAAAUCAUUGUU